Molecule: messenger RNA, 633 nt
Organism: Zingiber officinale
Lineage: Eukaryota; Viridiplantae; Streptophyta; Magnoliopsida; Zingiberales; Zingiberaceae
Product: pathogenesis-related protein PRMS-like
Exons: 1
Coding region: 1-513 (170 amino acids)
Source: RefSeq, a predicted model, not a curated record
AUGGCGGCUUCUUCUUUGUUGCUCACAGCCUUCUUCGCCGUCUCCUUCCUCAACGUCCUCGCCUCCUUCGCCAACGCCGGCAUGGUGAGCCCGACGGUGGCGGUGGCCCAAUUCCUGGCGGCGCACAACGGGCCGCGGCAAGCGGUGGGGGUGCCUCCUCUGACGUGGAACACGACCCUGGCGCAGUUCGCGAAGUCGUACGCGGCGCAGCGGCGUGGCGACUGCGCGCUGGUGCACUCGCCGGGGUACGCCUACGGGGAGAACAUCUUCUGGGGGCAGGGGCGGCGGUGGCCGAUCCCCAACGCCGUGGCGAAGUGGUCGGACGAGCGGUCGAGGUACCACUACGACACCAACUCGUGCGACCAGGGCGCCGACUGCACGCACUACACGCAGAUGGUGUGGCGGACGACGGAGUCGAUGGGCUGCGCCAAGAUCAUUUGCCGGAACGGGGACACCUUCAUCGUCUGCGAGUAUUACCCGCCGGGAAACUACAUCGGAGCCCGGCCCUACUGAUCGAUCGAUUGAUUCGGACAAUUUCUUGUUUGUUGUAUAUAUGUAUUUGUAUUAUGGAUUGAUGUGAUCCUGUUGGAUGUGAAUAUGUGUGAAAAUUAAAAUUAUAGUAGUAAAUCUACA